GAGUGCAAUAGGAAGAGGCUGCUUCCUGCAGAAGCCACAGAACUUCAAGGGGAGGAAAGGAACCGUAUGUUUGCAUGGCAUGUGCUGAUUGAAACCAAUUACGCUUUUCAUGUAGACUUCAGCUGAUCCUGGAUCACUGGAGAAGUGUCGGGCGGAGCCGCAUCCGCUGACCUGCAUCAGCACCACUGACUUUGAAUCAGAGGAAUGGCAUCUGCUCAGCGCUAUGGCCGUUCAGACAGGGAGAUUGCCAAUGAGAUGCAGAGGCUGCAGGAUGAGCAGGAAGCUGUGCAGAAGCGAACGUUCACAAAAUGGAUCAACUCUCAUCUAGCAAAGCGUAAUCCUCCUUUAGUGGUCUCUGAUCUCUUUGAAGAUGUGAAGGAUGGAGUGAUGUUGUUAGCUCUUCUUGAAGUCCUGUCUGGUCACAAACUGCCAUGUGAACAGGGCCGCAAGCUGAGGAGGAUCCACUGGGUUGCUAAUGUUGGAAGAGCACUGAAGUUUCUGGAGGGCAGGAGGUCGGCCUACAGAGGAUCUCCGAUUAAAUUAGUUAACAUCAACACAACAGAUGUGGUAGACGGCAGGCCCUCGAUUGUGCUUGGGUUGAUAUGGACCAUCAUCUUAUAUUUCCAGAUAGAGGAGCUCACCAGUCAUCUACCAGCCCUACAGCCUCAAUCUAGCAGCAAUUCAUCAGUGGAAAGCUCCAACAGCGCUGAGACCAGCAGCCCACCUGUCAAACGCAAGCCCCGCCUUUCUUUUCAGGGCGGGGCCAAGAGAGCCCUUCUCAAAUGGGUGCAGACCACAGCAACAAAGAGAUUGGGUCUGGAUGUGAAAGACUUUGGCCCCAGCUGGCGCACAGGGGUGGCUUUUCAUGCUGUCAUCUUUGCUUUGCAACCCCAUCUGGUUAACAUGGAACGUGUCUGGAGGAGACCCAACAGGGAUAACCUAGAAGAGGCCUUCUCUGUGGCUGAGAAAGAACUGGGCAUCCCACGAUUACUUGACCCUGAAGAUGUGGAUGUGGAUAAGCCAGAUGAGAAGUCCAUCAUGACAUAUGUGGCACAGUUUCUGAAGCAUCACCCAGAUCGCCAAGAGACAGAGAUAAGACGGCAACAAGAGGAGUUCUAUCUUGCUCCUCGAGCCAUUGAAGAAAUGUUAGAGAGGGAGCAGCGUAAGACACUGAGGGAGCUGAAAGCGUGGGCAGAUCAGUUGGAGAGAGACUGUGCUCAAGCCCAGAGGGAUGGAGGAAGUCUCGCCGUGCAGUACCAGACAUUCAAGCGUUAUCGUGUACAGUUUGAGGUGCAGAGAAGGCAAGUGGAAAAAUGCAUUCAGUCCACUCAGAAGGACAGCAAACUGACUGAAGAUCAGGCUCUGGUCAAACAGGCCUGGGAGAGACUGUCUGCACGGUUUUUGGAUUGGCAUCUACAGCUGGAUAGUGGUUUGCCUCAUCCUUUGGGUGAAGUUGGAGUGUGGUUACAUCAAGCAGAAAAGAUCCUACGAGAGGAACUGGUCCCUCAGCAAUCCCAUGACGAGACCGCCAAAGCCAUUCACAAAAAGCGACUACACGACCAGGAGAUCUUAAGGCUUCUUGAAAGACACAAGCAGACCUUGCAGUUAAUACACAGAGACAGAUGUGUUAAUAAUGUCCCCAUUCCCAUGGAACAACUGCAAGACAUGGCAGAGAGAUUAAACUACAUAUCUACCUCCUCCCAUGUUCACUUGAGCAAACUGGAAUUCUGGGAGACAAAAUACUCUAUGCUGGCAUUUUUGACCCUAGUUGAGUCCAAGCUCAAAUCCUGGAUAAUUAAAUAUGGUCGACUGGAAUCAAUGGAGCUUUUGCUACAAAGCUAUGGUUCUUUUGUGGAGGGGCAGCAGUUCUUUGAGAAGUAUGAAUCCAGCCACCAGGCUCUUAUAAACACUGCUGAGCUCUACAUUAAAGCAGACAGCUCAGUUGAGGGAGGGGUAAAGCUCUUCCUGCGAGAGGUGUCUGAUCAGUGGAGGAGUCUGUCGGUGGAGGUGCGAAGCGUACGGUCUAUGCUGGAGGAGGUGCAAUGUAACUGGCUGAGGUACAACAGUUGCGUGGCCUCAUUGCAAGCCUGGCUAGAGGACGCUCAGGGGGCUCUUAGACAACCUGAGAACACCAAACGGGAGUUUUUUCGUAAUCUUCCACACUGGAUGGAGCAGCACGCUGCUAUGAAUGAUGCAGGAAACUUUCUGAUUGAGACCUGUGAUGAAACAGUGACACGUGACAUAAAGCAUCAGCUCCUGCUUCUCAAUGGAAGAUGGAGGGAGCUAUUCCUGAAGGUCAAAAAGUAUGCUCGUCUUCCUGAGACUCAUAAUGUGAGGAUGCACCAGGAUGUCAGCUUAGACAUACAAGAGUUUCUGGACACUUCCAUUACCAAACUUUCCUCGCCGCUUCAAGUGUCAUUGUUGGAUGUCAAAGCCUUUAUGCAGGAUGUCGAGGACAUCAAGCACAGGCUGCCUGGUGUGGACGCACAAUAUAAGGCAGCUGCUCGCUCUGCACAGCUUCUGGCCAAAGACUCUGUUCAUGGUAGCGGAAGUAAAGCACUUUCUUCUGUAACAACUGCAGAAGCACAGCUCCAUCAGCUGAAAGAAAAGUGUCCUUUAAUUCUGAGGGAGUGCCAGGCUCUAUUUCCUCUGUUAGAGGAGUUAGAGAAACAAAUCUCAGCUUUUUACCAGACAGCGGAGAAUGCUGGACACAUCAUCACACAGCAACACAACCAGGAAAUGUGCCAGGAGCUACAAACUCAGCAGCAGACCUGUAAACGUUGUGUUUGCGCUAUGGAGCGCAGUUACCUGUCCCUACAGAGGGCGCUGUGCUGUGCGAAAUCUCUACACAAUUUUGACAUGUCCUUCCUGCAGAACAGAGUAACCGAGAUUCAGACCACUGCACAGGCUCUAAUCCAGGAGGCUUUAGAAUGGAGGCAGGUGGCAGAGACUAAUGGCAACCUCAUGCGGAGAUAUGAAGAGUCUCGUGCUGACCUGGAGAAGGUGCUGCGCGUGGGCCAGGCCUGUUUAAAGGAAAGGGGAGAACCAGAUGAGCUGUUCCUCAAACAUAAUGAGUUCUUUGGGCGACUGGACCAGCACAUUUUAAGUGCUUAUCUAAAGGCGUGUGAUGACCUCACUGAUAUCAUCUCUGAGGAAGACCAACAGAGUCUGCGGGAGACAGUCAGACGACUGCACAAGCAAUGGAAGGACAUUCAAGCCGAGGCCCCAUCCCAUCUGCUCAGACUCCGGGUGGAAACAGAGAGGCGUUUGGUGAUGGCCAUGCUACAGGAGUGUCAGGUAGAGCUGAAAAGGGAGGACAAGGCCCUGCUCACAGCCGGCAGUGAAAGAAUGAUCAAAGAACACAGGGCCUUUUUCAGACAGAAAAACCCUCUUUCUGCUUGUGAGAAGCGACUAAAGACAAUGGAGCAUCUCUGUCAGGAUCUUCCAGAGAAUGAUAUGGGCCAUCAAACGCUGGAGGAGACCAGGGAUCAUCUUUCGGAGGUCAGGGGUUUAGUAGAACGAACACACUUGAAACUACAACAGCACCCGGAUAAAUGGAGAGAGUGGCAUGCCAGGUUCCGUGAGCUAUCUGGAUGGCUUCUUUCCCAGCAGACAUCUCAGAGUGAUGCUGAAAUCUCCUCUGUCCAGAUGCAGCGUUGGGUGGUAAAGGCUCAGGGCGAGACUCUGGACUGGCUCAAAGCUCGUCUUGCUGUCCUGGAGGACAUAAGUCCUGAGAGUGAGGUUCACACACAGAGAGCUGCUCUUGAUAAACUCUCACAACAGUUUUCUGCACUGCUGCUGUCUCUGUCUGAGGAUGUUCCUGUUUCAGUGGCCAAUGAAGGAAACAUAAAGGCUGGAGAGGAGGUGAUCCAGACACAGGAACACAAAAGAAUACUGAACGCAGAGAAUGUAACAGAGGCCAAACAGCUGCUCCUCAUUCACCAGCAAAAUAUGAAAACCCAGCAAAAAAAAGAGACAGAUCUCCGUUCUCAAGGAAAUUUCUGUAAAGAAGACUGGGCAGCUCAGGAGAAACACCUGCAGGUUACUGUGAGUGCAUGGCAGGAGUUUGACGUGGAGAGAGAGGCCAUCUGGCAGUUUGUGUAUCUUGUCAGUCCUGUCCUGCAGAGGGAGCUCAUCUUCAGUAGCCUGGACAACCUCAAGAUUGAAAUGAAAAAUGUUAACGAGCUUCAUGAGCAGGGUAACAUGUUUGCUGUAAGAGCUGAGUCCCUGGUGAAGAAGGCAGCCGAUAUUAAACUUGGUUCUCAGAAUCAGUCUUUACUACAGGAUCAGGCCCAGUCCACCAAAGAGAGGCUGCAGGAGAUACAGGCCAGCCUCAGGAAAAUUUUGUCAGAUCUGAAGAUGAUGCACAGAUGGUGGCAAGGUUUCAGCCGUGAGUCUGAGGCUUUCUUCUCUUGGGUCUGUGAUAGUAAGAAGGAGCUUGAAGCUUUCAGCAGAACCUCUGCCAACCUGGAUGAGCAGAUACACACUGUGGAGAUGCUGAAGGAGGGCUUAGAGGAGAAGAUGGACGUCUUUAGCCGAUUGGAGGCAGAGUUUCAUACCUUAAUUCAUUUCGUCACACCGAAUGAGGCAGGGCGAAUUAAAACACGUCUGAUGCAGAUUGGAAGAUACCGGGAGGAGUUUAAGAACAGUGUGGAGCAAAGAGAAGCAGAGCUUCACUCUAGCUUGAAAAAUACAAAACAGUUUAUCCAAGAUCUCAACGAGGUGGAAGGUUUCCUGAAUGGACUACAGGAAAAACUGAACGUACCAGUGACUUCAUGUACAUCAGCAUCAAUGACAUAUAAAACUCUCCAUGAACAUAUGGAUGUAGUGCAGCGUCUACAGCAGCUGGGGCCCAGGCUGAUGUCUCUGAGUCUGGGCUGGAGGAGGCUGUCUGAUGGCGGACGGCUGGAGAAAGCUGUGGCUGACAUUCAGCAAGCUCACAAAUUACAUACCCAGCAAGCCACUGAAAAACAAUCUAAACUGGAAAACCAGUUGACUCUGUGGCAAAGAUAUGAGAGAGAUCUCUCACAUUUGCAGUCCUGGUUGAACAGGUGCGAAUCUCUGUGCAGUUCAGAUUCUCCAUACCUGACCACAGACAAUGUGAAGCUACACAGCCAGCUUCAGAUGCUGCAGGACAUGCAGUCAGAAGUUCCCUCUCAGGAGGCUUUGUUGGAAAGUUUGGAGACCCGUGCAGAGUCUCUGUACUCUUCGGCCUCAGAGGAAAGGACAUCAGAGCUUAGAGAUCUUCACUGUAGCCUGGAGGAGAGGUGGUGUUCUCUCAGUACCAGUAUACCACUCAGGAUUCAAGAACUUCAGUCCCAUCUUUCUAAGUUGGAGCAGUUCAGUCAGAUCUCGCUUGCUCUGACUCAGUGGAGUGAGAACUUCCUCAGGCACAUCCAAAGCACUUGCAAAGUCAACAUCACUGAUCUACAGUCUGCUGAUUCCAAAACCAAGGAGGACAGGGUGUCCCUUCAAAACCAGGGAAGGUCACUGGAGGCCUUACAGCCACAUCUAGAUGCCCUCAGCCCAUCCUUAGCCUCAAAAGACCUGCAGCAUCUCCAGACCAGGAAGGAAGACUGCCUUCAACUCUUCAGUGAAGCUCAGAGUUUAGUAGAGCAUCGAGAUGAAGCUCUACUCAAACUAAAAGACUUCUAUGAAACCUACAAUAAAGCCAGAAUCUCUCUACAGACAUUCCAGGAUGCUGCUGAAGGAAGAGGGAGCUGGGAUGACUCCAAAGUCAGGGACAUAAAUCAGGAACUCGGGGACCUCACCAAGGAGUUAGCUUGUCUGGAGGUUCAGGCCAUUAGCCUGGAUAUCAUCCUGAACAAAGCACAUUUUCAUUUACAGGGGGCAGAGGAGGAAAGAACAUCCUGCAGAGGGCUGGUGGAUGAUGUUGCAUUGAGCGUGCAGGUGCUUCAGAGAAGCAUUGGGACAAAGCAGAGUGAGGCAGAGAAUCUAGCAACCAUGUGGAGUUCCUUUAGGGGAUGGAAGGAGCUGCUGCUUGGGAGUCUGGCAAAGCUGGAGGACAGAGCCAAUAUACCAUGGCCUACAGAAGCCAGCGCACAUGCCUUUCAACAGAGGUUGUGGUUGCUGAAACAGUUGGAAGAGGAGCUCCAAGCCCUGCAGCACAGUCAGCUGUGGUUGGGAGAAAGAGGAGAACAACUGGCCCACAGAGAUUCUGAGCUGGCAGGGGAAGCCCAGCGGGACGUAGGCUUGGUCCAGUCCACCUGGGAGAGGAUUAGGGCAAUUAUUGUGGAGGACCAUGACCUUUGUGCAAACCUGCUGGAGCUCUGUAGGGAAUAUCAGACCCUGAAAACCAGGAUCAGCUCAGUCAUAGAGAGAGCUCAUGCCAUCACAGUGGCCCACUCGGACCCACACAACCCAGAGGAUAUCCGCAGAGCUCUGUCACGGCUGGAAGCGGUGAGGCCAGAGUUGGCGGCCACUAAGGAGGACCUGAAUGAGCUCAUUGGUUCAGGCAAACACCUGACCGGUGUAUUGAAGAAGCUUCCAGAGGAAAGUGUCCAGAGUGAAAAUGUCACAACGGAGACAGAUGCCAUUGUUGAUCAGUGGCUGGAUAUCUCUGAGAGGAUGGAUGCAGACAUCAGUCUUUACACUCGCUCUCUUGAGCUGUGGAAUGACAUUAAUAAAAUGGCCAAUGACAUUGAGUGUUGGAGUGUCAUCUCUGUCAGUGAGCUCAGUGAGGGAGCUGCCAGUCUUCUCUCUGCUCACGACAUGGAAGGACACCUCUCUGAGUUCAAGCUGGAGUUAGAUAAUAAGGAAGAUGAGCUGAAUACCUUGCAGGCAAAGAUGACACAGCUACAGGAACUGAUGAAAACCCAGCACAUACAAGCUGAACUGCAGGUGAUGGCUGCAGAUCUGAGGAAGCAGAUUUCCCAUGCUGCAGAGGUGUAUGAACAGACCAAAGGCAUGUAUAAAGACUUCAACUCCCAGAGGCAGCAGCUUCAAGACCUAAUUUCCCAGAUUUCAGAGCAGCUGAAGACUUCAGAGGACUCGCUGUCAGAGUUUUCAUCAUCCUCUGACCCAGAGAAUUUUGUUAAGAUCAAGGAGGUUGAGAGGUCACAGAAGCAGUUAGAGGUGAGUCUGGACAUAGCAAGUGAGUCUCUCAGAGCACUGUGUAGAACAUAUCCAACUCAGCACCUGACCCUGUUGGGUGACGCUGUCUCCCACCUGGUCAAGAGGAAUGAAGAAGUGACACAACGCCGCAGCCAGAUCUUGGGGUCUCUUCAGGAUGCUCUUCUGCAGCGCUUCAAUGAGAAAGCACAUGCUUUUCACCGUUGGCUGUCUGAGCUGAGGGCUGGAAUUGAGGACUGCUUUAAGCAAACAGGAGAUGCUGCUGCUAUUUCAGCCAAGCAACAAAAGCUCAAGACUGCAGUAGAGGAAGUCAUGGAGGGUGAGGUGCGCUUGGCCCGUGUUUGUGAGGAUGGAGAGAGACUCCUCUUGCACCUCAGCAAAUGUGGGACUGGAAGCAUACAGGAGCAACUGGACUCUUGUCAAUAUGCCUUGGAUUCAUUUGUUAUGGAUUGCCGACAGCGCAUACGGGCCCUGGAAGAAAGUGCCAACCUAUUAAAUGGGUAUGAAACGUGUGUGGUGGAGCUGAGCGACUGGCUGCAACAGCUGGAGGUGAGGCUGAAGACAGAUGCUCCUCUGUGGGGUGAGAGUCAGUCUGCAGCCCCCGACUGCUCAGAAGAGCUGAGAAGAGUAGAAGAAAUCCACAGAGAGCUGCUGAUGAGGAGGGCAUCUCUUGAGCGUCUGUGUCAGUCCUCUCUCACCAUAACAGAGAGAGGAUCUAGAUCAGAGAAUGGUGUGGCAGCAGAGUUGCUCACAAACCACAAGGUUUUGCUGCAGGAGGCCAGGAGUCGACUCCGCAGCCUGCAGGAGUACCAGGCAUUUGAGGAGGCACUAAAGGCGGUGGAAACCUGGCUGGAGGAUGUUGAGAGGAAGUUAGAGAAACUGGAGAACACAGAGGGGAAUAAAAAGGAGGUGGAAGAGAAACUUGAGCAAGCACAGGAUAUCCUGCUUAUGAAGGGAGAGGGUGAGGUAAAACUCAACAUGGCGGCCGGGAAGGCAGAGCUGGCCAUCAAGAGCAGUGGAGAAGUGGAACGAGGAGUGAUUUGCUCUAAGCUUCAGGAAGUUGAAGACGCAUGGGCGGCACUGCUUUUGAGAGCCAUGAGCUGCCACAGUCGAUUGGAAUGGACCGUUAAUCAGUGGGAUUUGUUUGUGGAGUCUCGUGCACAGCUGCAGAGAUGGCUGGAGGGAGUAGGGCUGGAGGUUAAAGGUCCUCUUGAGCCCCAGCUUGGACUCUCAGGAGAAACGAACGAAGCAGAGGAAGAUGAGAUUAAUAUUUGA
Messenger RNA from Cyprinus carpio (common carp), 8367 nucleotides. Its product is annotated as nesprin-1-like. The transcript is spliced from 54 exons. NCBI's taxonomy places the organism in Eukaryota, Metazoa, Chordata, Actinopteri, Cypriniformes, Cyprinidae. The coding region runs from base 205 to 8367 and encodes 2720 amino acids. The record is from RefSeq and is a predicted model, not a curated record.